Molecule: messenger RNA, 1030 nt
Organism: Odobenus rosmarus divergens (Pacific walrus)
Lineage: Eukaryota; Metazoa; Chordata; Mammalia; Carnivora; Odobenidae
Gene: CCDC127
Product: coiled-coil domain containing 127
Exons: 3
Coding region: 63-845 (260 amino acids)
Source: RefSeq, a predicted model, not a curated record
CUGCGGACAGGGGCGCUGAGGGGAUCCAGGGCCCGGCGCUCCCCGGCCGGGGGUACAUCUCCAUGAAUAACUUAAAUGACCCCCCAAAUUGGAAUAUCCGGCCUAAUUCCAGGGCUGACGGGGGUGAUGGAAGCAGAUGGAAUUAUGCCCUAUUGGUUCCAAUGCUGGGAUUGGCUGCUUUUCGUUGGAUUUGGUCCAGGGAGUCCCAGAAAGAAAUAGAAAAAGAGAGAGAAGCGUACCGUCAGAGAACAGCUGCUUUCCAGCGGGAUCUCGAAGCCAAGUACCACGCCGUGAUCUCAGAAAACCGGCGUGCGGUUGCUCACUUGUCUUUGGAACUUGAAAAGGAACAAAACAGAACGACUAGUUACCGAGAAGCCCUUAUCUCUCAGGGGCGCAAGUUGGUAGAAGAAAAGAAGCUUCUGGAACAGGAGCGGGCUCAGGUCAUGCAAGAAAAGAGACAGUUGCAGCCCCUGAGAAGUGCGUAUCUGAGCUUCCUGGAAAAGGAAGAUGACUGGCAGAGGAGGGCCAGGCUUGUGCUGAAAGAGUUUGAAGACGCCCUUACAGAAAGACAGAACAUCUACUGCAGCCUGCUCCUCCCCCGCGGCAGGCGGCUGGAAAUCGAGAAGAACUUACUGGUCCGAGCAUCCACCGACCCAGUUGCCGCUGACCUGCAGAUGGCGGCUGGCCUGACCGACAUAUUUCAGCACGACACAUACUGUGGCGAUGUCUGGAAUACCAACAAACGCCAGAAUGGGAGACUCAUGUGGCUGUAUCUCAAAUACUGGGAACUGACUGUUGAGCUGAAGAAGUGUAAGAGAGUUGAGAAAGCCAUCCUAGAGAAGUAGGGCAGGAGCAAAGUACAUCUUCGGUGAUGCUCUGGUGUCCCGGGGCAUCACCGUGUUGUCGCUUCCUUCUGUAGCCACCUUCCAGCUGAGUGGUCUUCCCCUCCCACCACUGACUGAGUGGGACACAGGGUCUCUUCCUUGGCCCUCUUCAGCUGUAAGGAUGCAGUUUCUCGGGAAAAUUUUUU